UGAUUUUGCAUUACCGGGUAAGGGAACUGUUAGUAAACAAAACAGUUUUCUUCCCUGUCAGCUCCUGCACACUGCUUUGCAUGGCUGUGCUCAGCAGUGUGCUUACAGUGAAGCACACAAACACAGCCCACAGUAAAACAGCACACAGCUCACAGUUAACCCUUUGAUUGCCCCAGAUGUUAACCCCUCCCUGCCCAGUGCCAUUAGUACAGUGUCAGUGCUUUUUAUUAGCACUGAUCAUUGUGUUGGUGUCACUGGGGAUGUCAGUGACACCAAGUCAGUUCCCCCCCAGUGUCAGAAUGCCUUGCUCAGUCUCGCAGUCCAGCUAU
Messenger RNA from Staurois parvus, 329 nucleotides. The record is from the annotation of a GenBank genome assembly. NCBI's taxonomy places the organism in Eukaryota, Metazoa, Chordata, Amphibia, Anura, Ranidae.